This is a messenger RNA of Parnassius mnemosyne (clouded apollo), 693 nucleotides long. The record is from the annotation of a GenBank genome assembly. Lineage: Eukaryota; Metazoa; Arthropoda; Insecta; Lepidoptera; Papilionidae.
AUGGACAAAUAUCUCUCUGAUUCAAAUGUUAGUGUAAAUAUAGACAAGACUGCCACUAAUCUUAUUUCUAUGCGUAACAAGAGAGCAAGGAAAGAAGAUCUACCACAGGAAUUCACUAAAUUCAGGAAUGAAAUCAAAGAAAUGUUAGCUUUCUUUAUCUCAACUCAACAAAGUGAACUAAAAGUAAUUACCUCAAAUCUCAAGGAUAUUCAGAUAACAAAUAAUAACAUUGAGACUGCCGUUACUAACUUAUCUUGCCAAAAUGAGAAAUUCCGUAAGAAAAUCGAACUUCUUGAGUUACAAGGUAAAAAGGACCGUGAAUACAUUGUCUUGUUAGAGGAUAAAAUCGAAGACUUACAAAGAAGCCAUAAGAAAACUUGCAUUGAAAUAAAGAACGUCCCUAAAAUGCCUCAGGAAAAUAACUCUGAUUUAAUAAAUAUGAUCAUGAAAUUAUUUACACAUCUAAGUCUUGAGAUGGACUCACGUGACUUAAAAGACAUUUAUCGACUGCCCAGUAGGAAAGAAGGCCUGAAAAAGGCUUUUGACACUGUAUCUGUCCCAAUCCUUGUGCAGAGACUUGAAGCAAUAGGGAUAAGAAGUAAAGCCCUCUCCCUCUUUGACAGCUACCUCCGAGAUAGGAGACAGCAAUUUAAAAUAGAUAACUUGCUUAGUGAGGAGGAAAAUAUUGUUUAA